AGCACUAGUCGGAGGUGCGCGAGCCGGGCGGAGGCUGCAGCGGAUUCUUUUUAUUCACUCCUGGAGCUUACUGACCAGUAGCAGAAAUGUCACAGUUAAAGUUGUGCUUGCUAGCAGUAUUAGAAGUCCAGAAGAAAGCCUGCAUAUAGGAUCUAAAUCUCAGAUGGCAAGCAGAAGGCAAGAAAUGGAUAGGACGCAAAGGAAAGAAAAUACAGACCAUCGCGAAUGCAGGCGUGUUGAAUUUGAAAAAUUUGAUCCAGCCAACCCAGAUUCUAAAAUCGAAGCUCUGAUCUCAUCUGCCGUGUCACCGAACAACAAUAGCUUUUUUGAAAAUAUGUCAUCAUUGUACACUGUCCCGGAACAUAGACACCAUGUAAAGUGUGAAAGUUCUAAAGCUGGGAUUCUGAAACACAACAGCCAAAAUGAAGAGGAAAUAAAUGCUGGACUGCUUUUAACUGAAACUACAUGUAAAAAAUACGCUUUGAGGAAAAAACCAAUGAUUCAGUAUAAUCGAGAAAAUAGUUUGGAACAAAUCGAGUUUGAAAAAUACUGCAAGAGUCUUUCCAUUCCUUCAGCAUCUGCAGAAGCGUAUCAAGAUUAUGGAGCAGUCUCUCGUUUGCCUCUUAAAAGGACACUUUUAAAUAAGAACCCAAAAACUAAAUGCAAAGGCAGUCGGAAGAUGUUAGUUAAAAUAGCAAAAAUCAAUACUCAGAAGUACCAGAUGUACACAGAAAGAAAAACAAAAAUGUGCCAAAAGCUUUUACUGCACAAUAACGUGAGUGCAGGAGUCAAAACACAUCACGUUACUCUGCCAGAGCAAAACACAGCUGCGUUACCAACAGUGAAGAAAGGUAGGAGAAGCAAGGUGAUGGUGUUACCGACAAGCGAUAUUCCUGUCGUUAUCAAAAGGAAAAGAGGUAGGCCAAGGAAAGUAUUACCUGAAGGGAGCAGUGAAGCUACCAAUCAUGUGAAGAGAAAACCCAGGCAUCACAAACUUUCUCCACCACAACCUACUUAUAUUGCUGGAUCCAAUGACAACACAACAGACUAUGCAGAUGUUUUGUCCAAAUUGGCUUUUUUAACUAAACAGAGUCUGAUCCUGGGUCGAUGCUCACCACCCAGGUGUUGGUCACCUAGUGAUCCGGGAUCAUUUCAGAGAUCAGCUUCUAUGCAUCAGGACAUGUCUCAGUUUUACCGUACAUUGGCAGGUACUCGAAGAAGAGGUGGAAAAGCAGGGUGUUCACGAGGAAGGCAACUGGGGCAAUUUGCAGAAUCAUCUUCUACUUUCAGUGAUUUCUUUGAGGGCAUUGGAAAGAGAAAGCGGAUUUUCUUGGGUGAAACCAAGCUAUAUGCCAGAAAAUGCAAAUGGGGCACAGAAAUGAAAGAGAAACCUGUUCAAAGGAGGAAACCAUAUAAGCGUGCACUACCAUUUCCAGAACACGGAAUUUUUCGGAAUAUGAAUGCUGAAAAUUCAGAAUGGGCAAGACAAAAUGAAAACUUUUGGCCUGUGGGCCAAGGUUAUCCUUCGAAGCAACCAAUCAGAAAUGGUUUGUAUCCAUCUUACCCUGGUAUGUCUACACAAUCAUUUCCCAAUACUAUUUGGGAGUCUGGUUCUAUGUCAAGGAAUGGCUAUUUGAUGGGUUGUUUAUCCUCCAACCAAAGCAGUGUCGCUCAACAAAGUCCAGGCUGCAUUGCUGGCUAUUUCCGGUCCUUACUUGAUUCAGAUGAUUCGUCAGACUUGAUGGAUUUAUCAUUUUCGCAGACUGGGCAAGAAUCGUGUAACCUGAGUGGAAGCUUUGGUGUCAGCAAUUCAGUGCAGCCAUCAAGACACUUAACUCAUUACCAGGAAGGAUUUGAUAAAACUAAUUCUCCUAGUUGCAUUGGCAGCCAGCAACAUACAAAUCAAACAGGACAGACUUAUCCACAAAUGAUUGCAGACAAUUCAGAUAAUGUUGAUUUCGGCUCCUCGUAUCAUCCUUCUGAUUCAGAAACUUUCCAAAGAGUUGCUGCUCAGCCACCUCUUUCGAGACCGACAGGACUCUCAUGCCAACAGACUGCAGAUAGCUUUGUUCAGUAUAGUAACUACAGACCGAAAGCUCAAAGUUUCAGUAAUUCAGAUGUGCUGCCACAACCUCGAGAGUAUUCUGGUCUUGACUUUCUUGGUAACAGAGAUUGCUCGUUUGGCUAUGAUACAAGCAAUAAUGUUACUUCUUCACAAGCCAAUUCAACUGAGACAUAUAGUCAUCAUGUAAUUGGAUCAAAUCUACAUUUUAAUAAGACGUCUUCAUUUAACGCUUUUAAGCCAGAUCACAGUCCUCUGACUUUACAAACAUCUUUAACUUCUGAGAAUCAAUCUGAUGCAGCCUGUUCCAUGGACCACGCAUCUCAGAAAUAUUUAAAUUCAUUGCAGUUAUCAGCUGAUACUUCCAGGAUGGCGUUUUCCAGAGGUCUUCAACUGAGCUGCAAAUCCAGUUUUAAUCUUUGCGAUGGGAAUAUGGCAUAUUUUAAUCACCAUUACACACCAAUGUUGGAUUACAACCUGAAUGAGUCAAAAGACAUCUUGGAUAUUUCAAACUAUACACCCCAGAAAGUAAAGCUAAGGUCCUUUCCAGAGACUUACAGUGAAUCCUCAUCCCACUUUAACACAUCUUUUGAGAAUUCUGAAGGAGGUGUUAACAUUUGUGGUAAUAUGGCAAGUGAAGAGAAAUCUAGUCUCUCAAGUCUAGAAAAAUUGAUGAUGGACUGGGACGAAACAGUACCUGUUGAAAGAUCUGGACCGAAAGUUGGUUCCAAACGUCAGUGGAACCAUCAUGUCCCAUUCCCCACUGAUUCAAGAGCUGUGUAUGGAAGACGGAAACGAGUUGAUAUGUCCAGCCCUUCUCAGUUGGUUUUUCCAGCUUCACCCUCAUUUCCUUCUAGAAAAGGUGCAUUACCAAGACAGGUGAGGAACACCAGGGGACUUUGUGCUUCAAAUAAGAGAGAUCAAUUUAUUCGCAAAUCAAAGCUGUUACAGAGAACUCAAGGAACCAAUCCUAUAUUCUCUGAAAGUGCAGACUGUGCUUUAGAUUAUGGCUACAGUCCAGAUAGCAGUAUGCCCCCAACACUUUCUAACACCCAAAACUUUCAAGUUCAAAAAAAUGAUCAGAAAGAAUACUGUAGCUUAUACUCUUCAGGCUGUUCGACACCAAUGCCUGAUGAAAAUUAUUCCCCAAUAUUUUCUGGCAAUGAUGUUCAAGAGACUCUGUAUUCAGACCUAAAGCAGUCUACAUUAGAAACUGAACCAUUUCAAAGCCCUCACCAGCAGCUAUCUGCCCAAGCACUGCAACAUUCAAUCAACCCUGAUCAUGAAGGGCUUCUGUCUGAGAACCCAGAUUUUUUUAGUUUGCGCACCCCUGGGUAUGUGGACAAUCUAGAGUCAAGUGAAGGGAAAAAACAUUCAGCUUUUUACGAUGCAUUGGAAAACAGCUCAGGAACAAAUGUGGCUCCGAGGACAACACCAGCCAACAGAGAUUUAUCAGUGUCACAGCUCCAGUUUGAACCUGAUAAUCCACCUCUGGAACCGAGCACCAGAUAUUUGCAGAAUUCUACCAGCUGCAGUUCAUUAGUUGAGAGCAAGAAAGAAGCUGACAUGCCCCUGUUUGUAAUGCAGGGAAGACAUAAUCCACCCAGUUCUGCACCCCAAAUGAUCCCUCUAAAUAUGGUAGCACAGAUGGACAAAGAAACACAGAAGAUGGCGAUAGAUUACAGCAGUUCGGUAUACGCUAAUGCGAUGUUAUCUACAGCAAAUGCUUCGCCUGCAUCAAGUGAUUCUUCUAUUCAUGUGGACAAUAACUACGCAGACAAACAAGGGAACCGUAGACAGGCACCAAUGGGCUUACUACUGGACCAAAAUCAGGAUGAGGUGUACACAGGAAAUGCUUCACAGUGACUUCUGAUGAUAUUGCAAAACAUUCAGUGCAAUUAGGAUGAUUGGAUCAAGGGUUUUGUGGAGCAAUUAGGAACGCACAUAGUCUGCAUGAAUUCAUUGGAGAGUUUUGUUGUGAACUGACUUAUUCAGGAAAACUGCAUUUCGGCUUUAAAGAGUAAUAUUAAGAUGGACUCCUGCAGAGACAAUCACAAAGAGUUGUGGGAAGGUGAGCAGAAGGAUGCAGACAGAGGAAUUGCACUUUGAAAACUGCAGUGAAGAAGCUGUUGCUAUAUUCACAUUUGGAAAAAAAAUAUGAAAAACUGGCUGCAAAAUGCUGACUCUUCUCUCAUACACAAUCCAUCUUUUAGACAGCUACAAAAAUGAGGUUCUAGGAUGCACUUACUCAGCUGGAUUCCUGCUGUUCUGUGCCAGAGAAGCAUCAAGUUGAACUAUUACACUGCAAGGAAAGAAAGAUCACAGGCGGCACCUCUGUCAUUGGAGAAACCCUCCACAGGUUCAUUGAUGACAUCAUGUACAAACUAAUGUGUCUGUCCAGAGCAGAAUGCCUAGGAGAAAGUGAGGACUGCAGAUGCUGGAGAUCAGAACUUAAAAAUGUGUUGCUGGAAAAGCGCAGCAGGACAGGCAGCAUCAAAGGAACAGGAGAAUCGACGUUUCGGGCAUAAACCCCUUCUUCAGGAAUCAGAGCAGAAUGCCUCCUACUGAGCAGGCCAACUGUAGGGAUGGACUGCUGCUUCAGGCACAACACUCUUUUCAUAAUACACCUAUACUUUACACAAGCGGUUUGUAUCCAAAUGGUCAGAUCAAUUUUGUCUUUCUAUUUUUUGAAUUCUUUAUGAAAUAAACUAAUGCAAAACAAACUUUAACAAGAUCUUGACUUCCUGGAAAAGACAGAUGGUUGGAUGGAUCAUCAGUGUUGCACAAGUUGGAAAAUAAAGGAAUAUUUCAUGUGGUAUGGAGGGAAUGUGGGUGAGAGAGCAGAGAGACGGAAUCUGGGAGAGACAGUAGGGGAAUGUGGCAAAGAGGAGAAGGAACAUGAAAGUUUAACGUAAUUUCUGUAUCUCUCUGUUGUAUAGAAUAUGCACUUGGAGUUAAUAGCAUGUUACCCUUGUGUUGAAAUAUCUUGUGGGCAUUUUUAAUUGAUCUUUCUUUUGCACAGUAUUUAUAGUUUAUUACUGUAAUGCUGAUGAUGCAGUGUUGAGACUAGAGUUUCUGGAUAAUGGUCUGAUUAGCCCAGCCAUUGUAUAACAUAUCGAUUGUUUAAUGAUGGUAGAAUCUGAUUUGUGUUGCCUCUAUCCUUUGUCUCUACAGCUUUGAGAUCUUUGAGGAAAAUUUCAAAUCUUUCCAUGGCUUUUCUCAACUCAGUUGCAGUGAUCAGCACCAGCCCUGCACCCCAUCCUCUGAUAUGUGAUUACAGAAUAUUCCCAAAUCCCUCCAAUGGGCAGCUGCUGCUUCAACCAAUAUGCCUUUUCUGCAGGAUCUCAGUCUUGUUGCCUUCUCCCUUUCAAGUACCUGCCAAAGGCUGGACUGUGACCAAGACUAAUUCCCCAGGACCUUUCAGGUGUAUCAGCUCUUGCCGUAUGUUGGACAUGAUAGCGUCAAGUCCCGCUUCAGGACCUGAGCAUGACGAUCAAGACUGAUAUUCAGCGCAGUACUGAGGGAAUGCUGCACUGUCAGAAGUGCUGUCUCUCAGAUGAGACACUAAAUUGAGUCUCAUCUGCUCUCUCAGGUGGAUGUGAAAGUUUCCAGGCAUUAUUUGAAGCCACUCAGAGAGUUCUCCACAAUUAUCUCUCACAAAUAACAUUAGAAAUAAUGGAUUAUACAGAUAUUAUCGCAUUGCGGGAGCUUGCUUGCAAAUUAACCAUCACCUUUCUUGAAACAAAGUUAAAAAUCACACAACACCAGGUUAUAGUCCAACAGGUUUAAUUGGAAGCACACUAGCUUUCGGAGCGACGCUCCUUCAUCAGGUGGUAGUCAAAUCAUUUCUUGAAACAGUAACUGUAUUUCAAAAGUAUAGCAUUAACUAUAGAGCAUUUUGCCAAAUUUGAUUAUAGGGAAAAGUAUAUUAUAGGGCCAGAUGGGAUAUACCCAAGGUUAGUACAGGAAGUGAGGGAAGAGAUUGCUG
Messenger RNA from Chiloscyllium plagiosum (whitespotted bambooshark), 6050 nucleotides. The record is from RefSeq and is a predicted model, not a curated record. NCBI's taxonomy places the organism in Eukaryota, Metazoa, Chordata, Chondrichthyes, Orectolobiformes, Hemiscylliidae.